Messenger RNA from Armigeres subalbatus, 6515 nucleotides. RefSeq names its product rap guanine nucleotide exchange factor 2 (gene PDZ-GEF). The coding region runs from base 1404 to 6014 and encodes 1536 amino acids. The transcript has 7 exons. Gene Ontology annotation, biological process: Ras protein signal transduction; positive regulation of GTPase activity. Gene Ontology annotation, cellular component: apical plasma membrane; plasma membrane. Gene Ontology annotation, molecular function: guanyl-nucleotide exchange factor activity; protein binding. NCBI's taxonomy places the organism in Eukaryota, Metazoa, Arthropoda, Insecta, Diptera, Culicidae. The record is from RefSeq and is a predicted model, not a curated record.
GUGUAGAGCCAAAAUCAUCGAGUCGUGUAUACUUUUGAUGGUGGACUGCAUGGAAGGAAUGUAUAUUCGAUUCGAAAGCAUCACCACGACACAACAUCGUCGUUCAACAAUCUCUCAGUCCGUUGUCGUUCGGUUCGGUUGGUUUUGUUCAGGUGGCGUCCGAAAUUGAUGAAAAAGUGAGGAAUUUUCCUGGAUUUUUUGUUUAAUUCUGUGCAACAAUUGUGCGUCGAGUAUCCUGGCGUAUUCCGGUGGUGAUUUUCGUGCCGAAAAGUACCGUUAAACGCUACUUGGAUUGCCCUAAAAAAUUGAGGAAAAUUGUUGCGCGAUCAUUGAAUGUGCAUAUAGAGAGGUAGUGCUAAAGUGAAUGGGAAUGGGGCAUUUGGAAAACUGGAUUCUAGCGUAAUGUAUAUUGUGCAGUGUGAUGAAGCAAGGCAAAAAGACAGCAGUGUUUAACAGUGUACUGUAGAAGAAGAGGUGGUUCAAAUAUUAAUACACACAUCCACCAUCUAUCAGAGAAGCGUGGUAUCGUGGUUCAUAUACGAACGAAGCGCAUCAAACAGAGCAUAAAUCAGGCUGGCAGUGGCAUUUCUGCUGCUGGUGGUGAAGAACAAGAAGAAGCAGUCGCAGUCACUACAACAUCGGCAAUACCUUCCACUAAUCGGAGAAAGGCAUUGCGGAGGACGCGGGCCACCCUUCUGGACAGUGUUGGUAGAUUGCGUUCCACAGCUGGAGCCACAUACGACUGCAGUUCCGGCACCUAGCAGUAAACAUAUGUUCAGCUAGAAGCUUUUAUCAGCGACCACCGAAUACGUGCAUACCACCGUAAUAAUAACUAUACUAUGUUAACGAUCAACCAGGACCAGCGAAGUGGCCGUUGCCGGUGCUGAUGCGAAAACUACUCCAAUGAUGUGCAUAAAACGUGAUUUUGCACAAAAAGUGCGCAUAUCUCUUUGAAGGGCGCAACAGCCACGCAGCAGAUGCAGUAUCAUUGCAUCUCGAGUGCAGCAGCAAUUUGGAAGUGAUAUCUAGUGUAUGGUGAGGGUGUCUGUGUACUGCGAAUGAAAAUCAAGGAAAAUACCUAUCUAUACACAUAUAAGCAAAACCAGCGAAAAGCAGAACCAGUUUCUCCCCACGCUUUGCAUGCAUUAUCAAUUUUCUUCUCGCGUGUGUAAUAAUACAGAGGCAUAUUUUGUGCUGAAUCUUAUCUUCCAAAACACGCGUAUCGUGUUUGUUGUUCCGCGUCCGCGAGAGUGUUUAUCCGGAUUUCUCGCCAUGUGUUAGUAGUGCAGCUGAAUUGGUGUUUGUUUGAAGGGAGGCCUUUGUUUGAUAUCAGAUCGUGGUUUACAUAUCCUCAUCUUCUCUCUGUUGGGACUACUAUCGAAUGUGAGAAAAUACAGCAAUAAAUGAAUGAUCGAAAAUUGCCAAUUAGUCUGUCGGACCACAGCGAGUUCGGAAUCAAUCACGGAGCUGCCUCCGCCAUUGGCGGCAGCGUAGGUGGAAGCAGUGGGGUCAUUGGAGGUGGCAGUCCUGUCGCCCUCGGAGUGGGAGUCGGCCUGCCUGGGCUGGGGAUUGGAAUCGGUGGAGCGACAACGGUAUCGGCGUCGGUGACCGGAGGUGGCAGCAGCGGGAAUGUCAGCAACAAGCAUGCCAUCGCGCGUCUAAAGCACACCAAUUCCCUUACUUCCGGCUUACCGCCGGAAUUGUAUGACAAAGGCAAUCGCCUGUCGCAUUCCAGUGAUACCAGUCAGGCGGAAACGAUGACGUCCGUCACGAGCUCUUCGCUCGAUUCGGACGAGGUCGACCUCUCCGGAUUGGUGGAAUCGGUAGUGGACUCCGACGAGGAGGACAUCGCCGAGAGCAUCGAUAGCUUGAGUGUACGAGAUACCGUGCGCGAAUGUUUGGAAAAGGAUCCGAGCGAUCGUACGAUGGAUGAUAUCGAAAUAUUGCUUGAGUUUACGCAAAAGCUGAAAGCGUUCACUAAUAUGACAUUUGCCGUGAGGCGAGCACUGUGCUCGGUUAUGGUGUUCGCCGUGGUCGAAAAAGCCGGGACUAUUGUGAUGAAUGAUGGGGAGGAAUUGGAUUCGUGGAGCGUGCUUAUCAAUGGCCACGUUGAGAUCGAGCAUGCCAAUGGAGAGAUAGAAUAUCUGCAUAUAGGGGAUAGUUUUGGCAUUUUACCGACAAUGGAUAAGCUUUAUCAUCGAGGAAUUAUGCGAACAAAAUGUGAUGAUUGUCAGUUUGUGUGCAUCACUCAGACAGACUACUAUCGGAUUCAACAUCAAGGAGAGGAUAAUAUUAGGAAAAUAGAAGAAGAUGGUCAAGUGGUAAUGGUGGCAGAACUAAGGAACAGUGCAGGAGAAAAUGGAUCACGCAAGGGAUACGUUGUCAUCCGAGGCACAGUAGAUCGGUUAACGCAACAGUUGAUUGAAGAUACUACACAGACAGAUCAAAAUUAUGUAGAAGAUUUCCUUUUGACGUUUCGCACGUUUAUUAGUGAUCCUAUUGAUGUUUCGAAACAGCUUCUGAAAUGGUUCAAUGUUGAUGCGACUGAUGAUGGAAAUGAUCUUAUUGAUGCAAUGCACCAGGCUUCGGCGAACGACAUUUGUGAUCGUGUUACGAGGGUAGUACUUCUAUGGGUGAAUAAUCAUUUUACUGAUUUCGAUACCGAUCCACAAAUGAUGGAAUUCUUGGAAAUAUUCGAGUCCGCAUUGGAAAAGAAAAAUAUGCUUGAACAAUUACGGUUAUUACAUGUCUACGCUCAGCAUAAUGCAAGGGAAAGGAAUGUCACGUUGGCGAGGAGCUCUCGGGAUGAAGAUUUGAAUUUCCAAAUUUCUGGAGGGCCCGGAGGAAUUUUCAUCACCAGAGUGGAACCGAAAACCAAGGCAUACGAUGUUGGCUUGAAACGAGGAGAUCAAAUACUGGAAGUGAAUGGACAGAAUUUUGAACAUAUCACAUGUACACGAGCUUUAGAGCUAUUGAUGGGUACAACUCAUCUGAGCAUUACAGUGAAAAGCAACUUGUGGGCAUUCAAAGGGAUGCUUUCCAAUGCUGAUGGUGACUCCGGUAAAAUGAAAAUUGACCUAAAGAAAGGAUUACGAGCAGAUUUGCUACAAUCUCAAAAGUCUCUUGAUUUGGUUGAUAAGGCGGGCUUUAUGCCGACUCCCCAGUUCCUUAUGCCACUGCCGGUGCGAGAUGAAUACGGACGCAAAGAUUCCGGCGCGUCAACUCCAUCUUCGUCGCACAUGAACAACAAUAAGGGUAGCUUCAUGACCUUAGGCGGUAAGAAACGCCUCCAAAAAGCCCUUAUCAAAAUGAAUUUGUUGCCGAAAAAUUUGGUUUUACAAGAUGAUAGCAUCAACAAUAAUAGCAACAACAAUAACAAUAGCAGCACCAACUAUGAUAGUAGUGAUCGGUCAUCCGGAAUCAGCGUUAAUUUUUCGUCCCAAGCGUCAUCCAUAUCGACAUCUUCAAUCACCACCGCUGAUUCGGACGAGACUCCCCCUACAUCUACAUAUCAGAGCAAUCCUGAUCUUAGGGAACAUCCUCAAACGCCUGCCAAAACGCUCUCGACUGAAGCAAUCAUUCCAAAAAGUGGCACGCUAUACUACGAGGAGCUCAGGGCUAGUGAUUUCCCUGAACACAUUCUCAAAGUAUACAAAUCUGAUCAAACGUGCAAAUAUUUAUUAGUUCAUAAGGAAACCACGGCGCAUGAGGUGGUUAUGCUAGCGUUGCAAGAGUUCGGUAUACACGAUCCUAGCUCGAAUUUUUCGCUCUGUGAAGUGAGUGUAGGAGAAGGUGGAAUGAUCAAGCAACGGCGGCUGCCGGAUCAGCUGCAGAAUCUCGCAGAGCGAAUUGGUUUAAGUUCGAGGUAUUACCUGAAGACGAAUGGAAUCACCGAAACUCUGGUACCUGACGACGUCGCACCGGAACUAAUCCGUGAGAGUGCGGUACAUUUUCUGCAGCUGAAUGCAAACGAACUGGCAAUUCAGUUGACACUGCAAGAUUUCUCAAUAUUCCGACAGAUCGAAUCAACCGAGUACAUAGACGAUUUGUUCAGCUUGAAGAGUCGCUAUGGUAAGCCUAUGUUGUUGAAAUUUGCCGAACUAGUCAAUAGGGAAAUGUUUUGGGUCGUGACGGAAGUUUGUAGUGAGCAUAACUUGAUGAGAAGAUGCAAGAUUAUCAAACAGUUUAUAAAGAUUGCGCGACAUUGUAAGGAGUGUAAAAAUUUCAAUAGUUUAUUUGCAAUAAUUAGUGGAUUAGGGCAUGCCGCAGUAUCGCGGUUGAGGCAAACGUGGGAGAAGUUACCUUCCAAAUAUCAGAAGCUAUUCAAUGACCUACAGGAGCUGAUGGACCCAUCUCGGAAUAUGUCAAAAUAUCGACAAUUAAUUCAAACGGAACUCAACGCCCAGCAUCCAGUCAUUCCAUUCUACCCCGUAGUGAAAAAGGAUUUAACAUUUAUUCAUCUGGGAAACGAUUCAAAAAUCGAAAGUUUAAUCAAUUUUGAAAAGCUACGGAUGAUUUCAAAAGAAGUCAGAACGUUACUGCAGAUGUGCAAUUCUCCCUACGACAUACUUACUAUGUUAGAGUUGAAAUGUCAGCCACCGAGCUCAGCUAUGGUUGCACUGAAUCAAAUGUCUGUUCCAUCCAGUGGAAAUCUGAUGAUGCCUCCUCCACUUGCAUUCCAUAGUCAGACGGUAAAACGUAGGAAAAAGUCAACGGCUGCUCCCAUUCCCAAAAAGAUGUUUGAAGAAGCCCAAAUGGUAAGGAGGGUGAAGGCAUACCUGAAUAAUAUGAAAGUGAUCACUGAUGAGGAUGAACUACACAAAUUGUCGCUCGAGUGUGAACAACAGGGAGGAAGUACACCAAACAACGUACAGGUGAGAAAACGAUACCCUUCGCCAACGCUCUCUACUACAUCGAGUACUAGUUCCACUAGUGAGGGCAAGAAAGGGGCACUUGGUAUUGGCAUGAGUAGUCUUUCGAUUGGAAGCUCCGGCAGUGGUAAUAGUGGAGCACCAAAAUUUGGCGCCGCAUCCCCACAAGCAGUGAAGAAACUGCUCUCCCUCUCAGAACAAACCAAAACUCGACCCCAUCAACCACGACAUCCAUCGGUAGGUGCAGUGCUGCCGCCCCCAUUGAACAACAUCCACCAUCAUAGUCAGCUUACGCAUCAUAACAAUUUGUCCCAUUUCCACCAUACCCAUCACACACCGUAUCAUCAUCAUGCGGGUAUCUCGAUUAGUCCUUCGCAUGCUUCAAGCAAUAGCCAGUGCUGCAUAGGUAGUGGUACCGGUGGUGGAACCGGCGGCGUUGGCGUCGGUCCACAACAUCAAUAUCCGAAUACUCAUCCGAGUUAUGCGGUUUCCAGCGGAAUUCACUUAUCCAACAUGCAUCCUACUCCACCCAACUAUAAUGCCACCAUGUCGAUGUACCCGAACGGACGGCCCUCGGUCAUGUCCAGUCGGAUAUUGGAAAGUUCCGUGGACUCUACUAGUCAACUGCCACCGCCGAUGGAUCUUCCACCGGAGAGUAGCUCAUUCCGCAGUCCACCGAACUAUGCGCAAGCUGCACAUCGACGCAUCACUGGCAACAGCACGGUCAUAUCAUCCUACCCAACCCCCCACCAGAACUUUGGUUCCUCUUCCCGCAUCAUAGCUGCCGUAGGAAUCUCGCCCAUUACCCCUACUUACGUUCCCCCGGGAGUUAACUCAAUUUCGCCGAUGUACACGGGAAAUGCCGGCACCGGAAGCUCGAACAGCACCCACACCGGGCCCAACAGCAAUCUGCCGCCCGCCAUUCCUGCUAGGUUGCAUGAAACUAGCGGGGUGAUGCCGCUAGCAAUCGAAUCUGUUCAACAGCCACCACCGUUGCCGCCAAGUAUAGAUCUUUCAAUUGAGAGCAGUUCGGUGACCGUCAUCAACAAUGCAGCUCCCGAGCUUCUUGUGGAGACUUCGGUGGACGACGACAGCGAAUCGGUGGAGUGUGACGUCACUGAAACCCUGUCGACCGAAGUUUAAAUGUCUGCCAUAGCAUAUAAAUAAAAGAAACACGUAAUACCCACUUGCAGCGUAUAUUACCGCAUUAUUAGCGCAUCGAUAGCAACUUCCAUCGUUGCCAAAUACUUAUUGUCAUAUGAAUUUAACAAUAACACACACACACAAAGUGGUAUUCAAUGUAGGAUAAUUUACAAGAUUUUAACAAUCAAAACAGGUCAUAGUUGCGUUUGUAGUAUUUUCUUUAACUUGUUGUGAUUGAUCCUUCGGGAGCUAAAUUGAAAUGUUUAUAAGUCGCGUAAAUAAUGCAGACAUUCGCAAAUCAAUUUGAUUAUUUUCGUAUCUUCACAAAAAAAAACUAUUUUGAACUGUUUGUGUUGUAAUCGGAUGAUUAAAUGACUUCGUACUAUUUUUAUAGAAUAUUUAUACACUUCUGUAUAAAGUAUAUUUUAUCAAAAACAUAGUGAGUUCAAUCAGGAGUAACCGGAGAUUCAUUCGAUUUUACAGUAGAGUAGACAUUAAAAU